CGAAAACGCAUCUUAAACCUAUCAAAAAUUACAUGUCUGCAUCUCUCAAAGGGAAAAAAAUAAAGAAUUGUGACCUUCUAUAGAGCCACAUAAUGGAAAAUCUACGUAUUGAGAUUUUUAUUUUCAGUCUUGUACUAGUUUAAACUUUUUGUGAUUCAAUAUAAUUGUAGCCCUUCAAUUUCCAUCUUUAGAUAAACAUAUACACGUCAUAGGAUAUAUAAUCCAUAUCAACCAAUAGCAUUCUUUCACAGCAGAUAACUGUCCAUCCUUUGAUCACAGUAUACACCACUCAUUUAUACAAAGAAUCAACCUCUUCCUUCACUACUCUAUCCACAACCUCACAUAUUAAAACCCCAUCAACCCCUACUCCCCUUUUCUUGAUUCCAAAUUUUCAAUCACAAAAGCAACAACAACAACAAUCAUAUCUAUUAACAAAAUGGCCACUGUUACCUCUGCUGCUGUUGCUAUUCCAUCUUUCACUGGCCUCAAGGCUGGUGCUUCCUCAUCUUCCAGAGUUAGCACCGCUGCAUCCGCCAAGGUGGCAGCUGCCCCAGCUGCCAGAUUGACCGUGAAGGCGUCUUUGAAAGAUGUCGGUGCUGUUGUUGCUGCCACCGCUGUUAGCGCGAUGCUUGCUAGCAAUGCCAUGGCACUUGAUGUGUUGCUUGGUGGUGAUGAUGGGAGUCUUGCUUUUAUUCCUGGAAACUUCAGCGUUAGCGCUGGUGAGAAAAUUACAUUCAAGAACAAUGCAGGGUUCCCACACAACGUCGUAUUCGAUGAGGAUGAAAUCCCAGCUGGUGUAGAUGCAAGUAAGAUUUCCAUGGCUGAAGAGGAUCUUCUGAAUGCAGCAGGAGAGACAUACAGUGUCACUUUGAGUGAGAAAGGAACUUACACUUUCUACUGUGCACCUCACCAGGGAGCUGGAAUGGUUGGCAAAGUUACUGUUAACUAAUUUUCUCACCUCUCUGUUAUGUAAAAGUUGAUUUGAGUUCCCAUCAAUUUCAACAUUUUCCUUUUAGUAUUGCCCUUCUCUUUUUGAGGUGUAAUGAAAACUCAGGAAAUUAAAGUUGCAUAUUUAUCCAUGUAAUGUCAUUUUGUGAUUAAUACCAGCUUUUUUGGACUGUAA
This is a messenger RNA of Solanum verrucosum, 1123 nucleotides long. RefSeq names its product plastocyanin, chloroplastic. Gene Ontology annotation, cellular component: chloroplast thylakoid lumen. Gene Ontology annotation, molecular function: copper ion binding. The coding region runs from base 437 to 949 and encodes 170 amino acids. The record is from RefSeq and is a predicted model, not a curated record. The transcript has a single exon. NCBI's taxonomy places the organism in Eukaryota, Viridiplantae, Streptophyta, Magnoliopsida, Solanales, Solanaceae.